CAAAACCAAAAGGAGAAACUUAUCAGUUUAACACCCAAAUCCUGAAUAACCAUAUCAAGAGCUUCAGAAACCCAGAAUUAGUAAUCAUCCAAUCCAUGGAACAACACUCCAAAAACACCUUUACAUUUUGUAAUUAUUAUUUCCACAAAACAACAAUAAUACUUCUUUUAGUUUCCAUUAUAACGCUAACGCUAACGCUAACACAAACCCAACUCUUCUCUCCAAUGAGCACAAUGACCCACGCUCUCAUCAUCCAUCUUCCUCUGCAGCACUCCACUCUAUCAUCACCAUCCACCACCCUCCUCCCGCACGUGCGACCUCCCCUGGCCCACACGUGGGCACGCUCCCCGCCAAAAAUAUUCCCCUAUAAAUACCGGUCCCUGUCUCAGUCUCAGUCGACCGGACCCAGAUCAAACACUGACACCCAAAUGGCCGAGGAAGCUGUAGACGCCCAGAAGCUUCGUUCCGAGUUUUACAGAGUCUUGAAUAGCAGGCGAUGUGGCGAAGUUCCGUUAACGGUGGAGCCGGCGAAACCGGUGACCAAUCCUUUGUUUCAGGAGGCUAACCCUCCAAGCUUCAGCGAGGCAAUGAACGCUUGCCCCAAGGCUAACAUUACCAACUUUAAGGAGAAGCUACAAGAGGAAAAUCUUUACCUAAUUACUGAGGCAGGAGAGCAGGGGAGGUUACCUGUGUUGAUUUUGAGCAUGAAGGAAGAAAAAAGUACCCAGAAAAAGCCUGCUGUUGUUUUUCUGCAUAGUACUAACAAGAACAAAGAGUGGUUGAGACCAUUGCUUGAGGCCUAUGCUUCAAGGGGAUAUGUAGCGAUUGCGAUUGAUUCUCGCUACCAUGGUGAACGUGCCACUAAUAUAACCACUUACCGAGAUGCUCUCAUAUCAGCAUGGAAAAGAGGAAAUACAAUGCCAUUCUUAUUUGAUACGGUCUGGGACUUGAUAAAAUUGGCAGAUUAUCUAACACAGAGGGAGGAUGUAGAUCCUGCUAGGCUAGGAAUCACUGGUGAAUCACUGGGAGGUAUGCAUGCAUGGUUGGCUGCUGCUGCUGACACCCGCUAUGCAGUGGUUGUCCCUAUAAUUGGUGUUCAGGGGUUUCGAUGGGCGAUAGACAAUGAUAAGUGGCAGGCUCGAGUGGACAGUAUAAAACCUGUUUUCGAAGAAGCACGAAUUGAUCUAAACAAGAGUGCGAUUGACAAAGAAGUAGUGGAGAAGGUGUGGGAUAGGAUUGCUCCAGGUCUGGCCUCUCAGUUUGAUUCUCCUUAUACAGUGCCAGCUAUUGCACCGCGUCCUCUAUUGAUUUUAAAUGGUGCAGAAGAUCCUCGAUGUCCACUCGCUGGUCUGGAUGUUCCCAAAGCGAGAGCACUCAAGGCUUAUGAAGAUGCACAGCGUGUAGAUAAAUUUAAGUUAAUAGCAGAGCCCGGCAUCGGCCACCAAAUGACCGCUCUUAUGGUAAAAGAGGCAAGCCACUGGUUUGAUAAAUUUCUCCAGUGAGGCUAUUCGGUGAAAGUUGUUAUCUUUGUUUUUCAUCAAGUAAAAUAUACUUUUCCAUUGUAUUAUGUGUCUGUCAUAAUGUCUUUUCUUGGUGCUUGUAAGAAUAACCCUGCAAGAGGUGUGUUUAUGUGGUCUGUGAUGUUCUGGUAAUGCUUGGUGAAGUAUGUAAAGCAACAAAAUAAUGUGUAAAAAGACACUGAAAUCUUUGUUCAGUUAAAUUAGAUAAACUAUCUCUUUUGUUCA
This is a messenger RNA of Rosa rugosa (rugosa rose), 1745 nucleotides long. RefSeq lists its product as uncharacterized. Gene Ontology annotation, molecular function: serine-type peptidase activity. The transcript is spliced from 13 exons. NCBI's taxonomy places the organism in Eukaryota, Viridiplantae, Streptophyta, Magnoliopsida, Rosales, Rosaceae. Gene Ontology annotation, biological process: proteolysis. The record is from RefSeq and is a predicted model, not a curated record. The coding region runs from base 96 to 1502 and encodes 468 amino acids.